Molecule: messenger RNA, 1458 nt
Organism: Cuscuta campestris
Lineage: Eukaryota; Viridiplantae; Streptophyta; Magnoliopsida; Solanales; Convolvulaceae
Source: the annotation of a GenBank genome assembly
AGGUGGUGUUCCUGAACUUAAGAGAGCAAGGGAGCUGACCAGAUUUUUGGGGAACAAUGUCCUAGCCUCACAGGUGUAGUUGUUUGGGUUCCUUGCAAGUUGCAACUGCAAUUUUGUGUUGUACUUGAUCAGUUUCUCUUACUCUUGCAAUUUCUUCUUUUAGGGAAAUACUGUCGUCGGGUAUUCAAUCCUCAACUGUCUUUGUGCUUUUUGUUAUUCUCAACUUCAAUGCGGUGCAGGUUAUACAGGGCCAUACUCCUUUCAAACAAUUGGUGAAAAGAUUUGAGAAUGAAUUCAUUGUUGCUGUUGGAAAAGGUGAACCUGCUGAAGUAAUGUCUGAUUAUGGAUUCAAAAAUGUCCUCUCAAUUGAUGAAUAUGCAUCACUUUUUGAGAAUAUUGACCCAUUGGCACAAUACAAGAAGUGGGCAGACAAACAGUUCCAUGAUAAAGUCACUUCGAGACAAGAUCCAUGUUCAGAGAGGGUCCAGGCUGUCUUCGUUGUUAGCGAUUCAAUUGAUUGGAGCCGGGAUAUUCAGGUUCUUUGUGAUAUUUUAAGGACCGGAGGCCAACCGGGAAGAGAGAUUGCACACCAACCGCCUAUCUUUUUUGCCAGUGAUGACCUUGCUUAUCAGGCUUUAUUUCCCUCUGAACGUCUUGGAAUGGGUGCCUUCCGAGUCGCACUAGAAUCUGUAUUUAAUAGCAUUCACCCAAAGCCUCUGGAAUAUACAUCAUAUGGGAAACCAAACUCCUCUGUGUUUAAACAGGCUGAAGCAACAUUGAUGCAACUUAAGUCACCACAUCAUCAGGAAACAAGCCGCGAAAUGCAUCCCUUCAAAACCUUGUACAUGGUUGGAGAUAAUCCAUCUGUAGAUAUCAAAGGAGCUCGGCAGGCGGGAAAUCCUUGGUUCUCAAUUUUGACAAGGACAGGAGUUUUCAAGGGAAAUGCCAAUGACACCGAUUUUCCAGCAGAUCAUGUUGUAGACACUGUGGAAGAGGCAGUGGAGUAUAUUUUGAGCAGGGAACGACGCUCGUUGUCAUGAGAAAAUCAGCCGAAUUUCAUUCCUUUUGGUUCGAGGGAACAACUUUUUUCGAGAUUAACAAGCGAAUGCAGAAUCAGCCAAAUUUCAUUCCUUUUGGUUCGAGGGAACAACUUUUUUCGAGAUUAACAAGCGAAUGCAGAGCUUUGGGUACGUUAUUUUAUGCCAUUCAUUAUGAUAAACAAAAAAAGUAUCUGUCUUAUUGACUGGCUAGCUUGAGGGAACACAAGUUUAUCUUAGGUAGGUAAUGUGAAUUGUGAAUUGGUGUGUCAUUACCUUCGAUUCGGGAAGGUUAUAUGAGCUUUAUCUGGGUGUACGGUUGUAACAAAACGAAUGCUUUUGAUUGAAUUCAUUUUUGCAUUUGGAGAUAGUGAUUCGUAUUGAGAAAAGAUGAAUAAGAAUGUAAAUAGUAGUGAUUAGU